Molecule: messenger RNA, 4636 nt
Organism: Corticium candelabrum
Lineage: Eukaryota; Metazoa; Porifera; Homoscleromorpha; Homosclerophorida; Plakinidae
Exons: 12
Coding region: 46-4428 (1460 amino acids)
Biological process (GO): protein phosphorylation; positive regulation of apoptotic process; intracellular signal transduction
Cellular component (GO): nucleus
Molecular function (GO): ATP binding; protein serine/threonine kinase activity
Source: RefSeq, a predicted model, not a curated record
AAUCUGUUGUGUCCGACUCAUUUCCUUUCUCCUCUUGUUGCUGCGAUGAGUCGGAAAGGUAGGCGCAAGCAUCACUCCUCAAUCGAAGCGUUCGGUUGUCUAGAUGACGAGACACUGAAGCAUUUAGAGGCCAUUGCUGGUCGAGAUCCCAGCGAGGACGAAGAAGAACGUGAAGUUGUAACUCUGAAACAAGAGCGCGUCGAUAAUUACUACGUGGUAGGAGAUGUGUUGGGAAAGGGGCGGUUCGGUACCGUCUACAGAUGCCAGUGCAAAGAAUCGGGAAACGAGUUUGCUGGCAAGUUUAUCAGAAAGGUUGGAUUGAGGCGUGUGAAGCAAGAGGAGAUACGUCGAGAAGUGGACAUAAUGAAUGCCGUUCGGUCACGGCGUGUCGUUAGUUUGAGAGAUGGUUUCGAGACAGCAGAGUUUGUUGUUUUCAUGCUGGACUUGGCAACUGGCGGUGAGCUAUUUGAUUAUCUGGCUGAAAAGGAUGCGUUGACUGAGGAUGAGGCUGCGAAGUUCACGAGACAUAUUCUAGAAGGAAUUGAUUGUAUGCAUGAGAAGAAUAUUGUUCAUCUAGACUUGAAGCCCGAGAACAUCAUGUUGAAGGACAAGAAUCGAUCUAAAGUUGUUAUCAUUGAUUUGGGAUUAGCGAGAGAUUUGAACAAAGGAGAAGUCAAGGACAUCUGUGGCACCCCUGAAUUUGUUGCACCAGAGGUUCUGAAUUUUGACCCGGUUACUCUGGCAACGGACAUGUGGACAGUGGGAGUAAUUGUCUACAUUAUGUUAAGUGGUUGUUCACCCUUUCUUGGAGAUGAUGAUAACGAGACCAUGGCCAACGUUUGUAAUGGAGACUAUGAAUUCUUUGAGGAAUACUUUAGUGAAGUAUCGACAGGCGCAAAGGAUUUCAUAAAAAAGCUGCUUCGAUUUCGACCACAGGAUCGAUCUACUGCCUAUCAAAGCCUCAUGCAUCCAUGGAUCAAGCCCAAAAGAGGUCAGAGAAGUCGUUCGCGAAUUGAUACUGCUCGUUUAAAGAGAUUUAAUGCACGUCAGAAAUGGCAGGCAACUAUGGAAGCUGUCAAGUUAUCUCUUAAAAUGAGAAUAUCAAUAGGGAGUGUCAGCUCAUGGAUGAACUCUCACCCAUCUUGUAGCAGUUUGUCUCUUGAUUCACAAUCAUCUAUGAAUGAGGACCUUGAACCUAGUGUAGACAAGAGUGGUAUAUCAAGUGAGUACAGUGACAGUGUGUUUGCAUCACCAGCUCGCCAAACAGCUCAGCAAAAUGUAGGAGGAUCUGUGAACAGUUGCUCUAUGUGUGGCUCAAUAUCAUCGGUCUAUGACACAGAUGAUGAGGUUACUUCUGUGUAUAGCAAGUCUGAUGCCAUGACUAAGGUUCAUCAGCUCAUUGAGAGCAGAAAUCUAAAACCCAGUUCAAGCCAGAGUGAAACAAGUCUGUUGUCAGGUGACGUAACAAAGGAGCACUCAAGUGUUGGUCAUCCAUUGUUGAACAGUUCGAUAAAAAGGCAGAGAAAAGUAGGUACAGGAUUCAGUCCACUCUUUCCUCAUUCCACAUCUAAGUCACUACCAGGAAAGGAGCAGACUGCAGCAUUUUCUGAAAGAGUAGAUGACGAAGAUCUUAUGUCUGGUGUGGUGGCAUCACUGAAACAAGAAGUCAAAGCAAGACUUAGAGAGGGAGAGAAGCAGACCAAUUCCAAAUGCAGCAAGCUUGACAAUUUUCAAUGUGAUGACAAUCCCGACAGCCAUGGAAACCAAACAAGUUCUCCGAGAAACAUGAAGAAUGAGGCUACGGUGUCUACUGGGCAAAACCAUAUAGAUGUAGUAAGACCAGACAGUGAUGUCAGGACAGAACCUGAUAUUGUAGAGAAAUCUGAAUCAAAAGUUCAAAAGCUACGAAAUACAAUUAUGAAAUGGAGAAGAAGCAGUGUUUCUGAUGGAGGCAAAAUUAAUGGAAAACGGAAGGGUUUGGAUUUAGUGUGUGCAGAGUCAGAUGAUAAGGAGAAAGCAGAUGUUAUUGUUGCAUCACCAGAAGAGCCUGUUCAAAAGAAAAAGCGAAAGAAAGUCAUUCGAGUAGUGAAGAAAGUUGUCAAAAAACGAAAAAAGGUUCCCAAACAAGCGAGUAAGCCAGCAACUGAUGUCAGUGAUGAUGUUGCUUCAGUCGAUCCAUUAAAACAAGAGAAACAAAAGGUGUCCACAACUAAAAAAGAAGGACUUUCUAAGUUUUUAAGAAGGUUCAGCUUUAGUCGCAGUAAGUCAUCUUGCCCUGUUGUUGCUGAAAACCAUUAUGUGGAUAAACAGGAAGACCAACUAGAUGCUGCAGAGGUAGAGAAACUUGAUGUUUCAGGCUGUGUGAAUGUAGAGAACGAUGCUUGUGAUGCUGUUGACGAGCCUUUGGCAGAAACCGUGUUGAAAUUGGACUACGUGCAGUCCUGUCUUCCCUCAAAUGCUAACAAUACUGAAUCAACUGAGAAGCAGCCUCAAUGUGAUUUGCCUGACUUGACCCAGGAUAUCCAAAAGCAUAGUUCACCUGCAGAGGAAACAACAGGUGUGUCAACUGAACAACCAGCAAACGUGGCAGAUACUCAUCAUAUUCACUACAACAAACUUCCUGGAGAACAGUCUGCAGAGGACGAACACCAAGUCACUGUUGACCCUGUAGAGAAAGAUGUGGGUGAAGUACGAGUACAAGAGGUGAUGACGAUAGGCCCAGCUGAAAAUGCAUUGUUGGAAAAUCAUGGGUGCGAGGAGAAAGAGGAGACAGUGUGUAAUAUGGUGACGGACAUCAUUGAAGACAAGGUUGAAAGUAACCCAACGGUGGGUGUGAAAAACCAUAGUGCCACAAGGAGUGACAUAACUGUAAAUAGGAGAUCACCUGUUCCAUACACAUCGCAGUGUAAUGAAGUAAAGGUUGAAGAAACUCCACAACAGCAUUCUGCCCACAAUAGAGCAGUUUCAAGAUUCAGCCGUUGGGAAUCGGAAAAGAAAGUUUCUGUUUUUGAACGGGUACAGAUGUAUCAGGGUCAGAAGAAUGCAGACGUAGAAAACGUCAGGAAACCUGCUCACAGUUCAAGGCAUCCCAACAUUAGAUCAGAAUCAGUCACAAAUCUGAGAGUAAAGUAUGAAUCUGCUGCUGCAAAACCAAACAGUGGCAGUUUUAAUAUGGAACUGUGCCAGGAAAAGGCAGUUAAAUCUAGAACAUUGGGAAGAUGUGAUGUGGGUGUCAGUGGUUCAAAGAGUGUUACUGAGGGUUUGUCUAACAUAGGCAAUGGUCGUGCAUCUUUGAAAUUAGGUGUGAACAGUGUGGACAGAUCACCGUCAUUGAAUUGUUUGUAUUCACAUAGUAAGGUGUCACCCAGCUCUGGUGGGUUGUCUUCCCUAGUUCAUCGAUUCGAGUCUAAAUCUCCAGGGACAACACCAGAUACUACUCCUGAACCUGAAAUAGUCAGUCCCAAAGUUGGUAUUCGACACAGACUUUACCGCUCAAGGUCAGAUUCUACCCCUGAACCUGAAACAAACAGUCAAGGGCUAAAGUUUCGACGUGAGAAGAGAUCUCCACUGAUGACAUCAGAUGUCACUGCUGAGCCUGAACUACUAAGUCCAGUACAUAAGGUUCGACAGAUAUGGAUGUCACGAGAAGAAUCAGAAGUACCUGAUGACAAGUCAAAGGUGCUUGACAAUAAACCACCACCGAAGAUUCAACUUCGAGAUUCUUGGCAAAAGCCUGAAACAAAAAGGCAACCAAAGGAAUUGAAUAAAGUUUCCAGUUUAGAGGGAUCUGUUUUGUUUUCAAAGGCAAGAUCACCAGUUGCCAGUCAAAAUCAAGGAUGGUACAAGAAACAUACUAGGGAUACUCAGAAAGACACUGCUGAAAAAGUUGGAGUUGGCAACAAUCUGUCACUUGUUGGUAGCAAGCAGCCAUCAGAGUCAGUCAACAAUAAAGGAUUAGCAGAGAAGGUACGGAUUGACAGCCCUUCAUCUUGUGAGACAAAAGAAAUACAAAACAGAACAGCUGGUCAUCGUCAGAAAUCAGAAGAGAAAGUGAGCUGUAAAGGCUCUGUUGCUCCCACAAGCACUUCAUCACAAGUUCGAGUAGGUAACCUAGGGCGCCUUCCUGAUCGGCAGAGUUCUGUAACCGUCCAACAAAGCUUGAUCUCGCCAAUGGUUAGUGAAAAAAAUGCUGUCAAAGUUGCUCCUAGAGAUGUCACUGCCCGUGUUGUUCGAUUGAAUGGCACAAAUGGGACCAACCACAAUCAUGUUAUACCUUGUGGCACUACUGCAUUGAGAAGUGAAUUUAGACAAGCACCUACGGAAUCGGGUAAUGUAACACGACCUCACAUCACAGUCAACAAGCAGUCUCUUUCAAGUGGGAAGUCUGGAUCAAAAAUUACUAUGACAUUUAGUGUCCAAAAGCCAUAGUGUGGCGAGAACAGAAUAGCAUGGUGCUUGUUGAAGGUUUACCUGAAAGUAUGUGUAUAUAGUCACAAAAUUAGUACAACUAUGUUUAAUUAACCUUCAACAAUUGCAUCUAUUUGUAGUCUGUACAUGUCAUUUUACAUCUGUACAAAGUGUGCACUGGAUAUUGAUGGUCUUGGCAUAAACAGUCAAUAUAACAAAUUGUAAUCUA